Meira miltonrushii is the source of this 3166-nucleotide messenger RNA. Its product is annotated as DNA repair protein. Lineage: Eukaryota; Fungi; Basidiomycota; Exobasidiomycetes; Exobasidiales; Brachybasidiaceae. Gene Ontology annotation, biological process: error-prone translesion synthesis; error-free translesion synthesis. Bases 146 to 3166 code for a protein of 1006 amino acids. Gene Ontology annotation, cellular component: nucleus. Gene Ontology annotation, molecular function: deoxycytidyl transferase activity; damaged DNA binding; DNA-directed DNA polymerase activity. The transcript is spliced from 6 exons. The record is from RefSeq and is a predicted model, not a curated record.
GAAAAAACGAAAAGCUGGAGAAGAAGAAGAGAAGGAAGAAGACUAUCGAAAUGACUUUGAACCGACUCCAUUCGGACCGGAUCCAUUACAAGAUGGCAAUUUCACCAUACAGGAUGAAGAUGGGGAAGGCAGUGCUCAUGCUGAAAUGGAUCAAUCUAAUGAUGGACACAUCAAAAAACAAGAAUACAUGGCCAGUGAAGCAUACAAGCCAAACACGUUUGGAGGCUUUCGAGAUUAUAUGAAAAACAAACGACUAAAAUUAAAGGUACAAGAAAUCACCACAUCAAAACAUCAAUAUCAAAUCUUAUUCACAGGCGCAAACAUAUACAUUAACGGUCAUACAAAUCCACCUUAUGGCGAACUUCGAAGGUUGAUUCAUUUACACGGAGGUGAAUUGAUGCCUUAUUUGGAUACAAAAUCUACCGUUACCCACAUAAUUGCGUCAAACUUAACAGCCAAAAAACGAAUCGAAUUUAAAGAUUAUAGAGUCGUUCGACCUGAAUGGAUUACCGAAUCAAUCGCACAAGGUAAAAGGCUGGAUUGGAGAGAUUUUCGUUGUAGCGAAGAUUCUACUGGUGCAAUGAAUGCAGGUGCUUUGGGCGCACAAUCUAUCGUUGGACAGAAGGAGGCUUUGAUUCAAGCUGAAAAUGCGAAGAAGAAGCUUGAAGAUGCAAGAGCGGCUGCAGCUCCACUUGCUGUUGCUGCCGGCUUGCGCAACGUCAAUCAUCCGUAUUCCUCUCGACCCUCGAAUUCAAAAGCUGCUCAAUUGAUGGCCUCACCUUCUUGGCGAGAGCGUAAUACAGCAACGAGUGAUAGUUUCUUACAAGGCUAUUUUACCAAAAGUCGAUUGCACCAUUUGAGCACAUGGAAAAGUGAAAUGCGUGAAAUGGUUGGUCAAGCGUUGAGAGAAGCAAAAAGGGAAGAAGGAAGCGUUGAUUUGCCUGUAGGAAUGGAACGUGUCAUCUUUCAUAUCGAUUUUGAUGCAUUCUUUGUCAGUGUUGGUUUACGCAACCGACCAAAUUUACAAAAUCGAGCAGUUGUCGUCUGUCAUGCCGAUUCUGAAACGCCGGGAAAUUCAAGUACAUCCGAAAUCGCAUCUUGCAAUUACGUCGCACGUGGUUUUGGUAUUCGGAAUGGAAUGAGUUUAGGUCAAGCUAGAAGGUAUUGUCCUUCGAUUGCCACGAUACCUUACGAUUUUACGGCUUACAAUGACAUCGCCAUCAAAUUCUAUACCCUCUUGCUCACACAUGCUGAUGCGAUCGAAGCUGUGAGUAUUGAUGAAGCUUUGAUCGAUACUCUUAUGACAUCCUACAAAGAUCAUCAAAGCAGUCAAGGUGCUAGCUGGACAGAAGAAAAACAAUUGGCAGAAGCAUUACGUGAUGAGAUUCGAAAGCAGACCGGCUGUGAAGCAAGUAUAGGGAUUGGCUCGAAUAUCUUGCUUGCCAGACUUGCAACUCGAAAAGCAAAACCUGGAGGAUCUUUUCAGCUUGGAGAUGAUGAAGUUUCCGAAUUCGUUCAAAAAUUGGACAUCGAUGACCUUCACGGUGUAGGUUGGAGCAUUCGAAACAAAUGCAAGGAUAUUUUUGGAACGUGUAACGUCGGUGAGCUAAAGGACAAAGCAUCAAAAUCAAGAUUUGUCGCUCUGUUCGGCGAUAAGCAUGGAGUGACUUUAUGGGAAAAGCUACAUGGUAAAGAACGUGAUAAAUUGGAAUCUGUCAAGCCGAGACAAAGUUGCGGUGCAAGCGUCAAUUAUGCCAUUCGAUUUACCACUGAGGAUGAAGUGAAGGACUUCAUUCGCCGAUUGAGCGCAGAAGUAUCUAAUCGAUUGAAAGCGAUCAACUUGGUGGGCAAGAUAUGUUGUGUUUCACUCAUGGUUCGCAGUAAAGAUGCUCCAGUAGAAGCGCCAAAGUUCUUGGGACAUGGCAUUUGCGAUUCAUUCAAUCGAAGUACACCGCUCCCUCGACUAACAGAUGAUAGCGACAUCAUCUUUAACACCGCAUGGAAAUUGAUCUCUGCCUUGAAAGUGAAGCCUGAUCAUUUACGUGGAAUGGGUGUAAGCCUGCAAAAGCUCGAGCCAAAGGAUAUGAUUCAUACGCCGGCCAAAAGAGAUGCAGGCCAAUCGAUGCUGAAUUUCAAGAAGCAAGAAAAGCCACCGGAGAAGGAUGAAUCCUUUGAUGAUCACAAAGACAUUCGAGAUGAACCGGAAGAUCCUGCGCCCAAAGUGCAAGCUAUGCCUGCUGGUACGCAAUUUGUCAUUCCACCUAUUUCACAGCUUGACCAAAGCGUGUUAUCGGCACUGCCAGAGGCUAUUCGAGAUCAGAUUUUGAACAAGCAGGCAAAUAAUGCCAAUUCAACAAAGCCAGCAGAAGAGCCUGCCACCAAGCCUGAUAAGGAGAGGGGUGCUUCUCCAACAGAUAGCCCAGCAUCAUCUGUCACAGCUACUCCCAAGAAGCAGCGAAUGAUUGACCCAUUCGAGCGAAUGCGUGCAGCUUCAAUGACGCCAACAAAGAAAGCAAAAAUGAAGAAGGGUACAAUCAACCCUAGAAAAGUGACAAGAGAAGAAUUGAUUGAGUUGGAAAUUGAUCCAGAUGUAUUUUCUGCUUUACCUCUUGAUGUGCAAAGGGAAACACUUGAUCAACAAUCCACUUUGGUCGCAGGUAAAAAAGCACGAUUCAAAAUGGGUAGACAUGCAGAUGAUUUGACUUAUGCUCAACAAAGGAUAGCGCAAAGAAAGAUUGCCGUUCCAGAAGAAUCGGAAGAGGCGAACCAAUUACGUGCGAUUCGUAAAUCUCAUAAGAUCAAUUCGCAAAUUGCAAUAAAGGGUAAAUCAACUACCCAAGAAAUUUGUGAAUUGAUCACUGCUUGGGUCGAGAGGUUUGCUCAUUCGGGACCUCGCGAAAGGGAUGUUGAUCGAUUCAAAAAGUUCUUGAUCGAAUGUUUAGAGGGUUUGAACACUAGAAAAGCAUCGUGUGAUGCACCUGUUGAUGGUCUCGAAAGGGUGCAUGCAGUGCUGACGUGCUGGACAGGAUUAUUGCGAAGGAUAGAGUGGAAGGUAGAGGAAAAUUCUACCAAGCAGAAAUGGUGGGAUACUCUAGAUGGAGUUCGUGAAGAGGUGAACAAGAGUAUCCAGCGUAGAUUUGGCGCACCAUAUUCCAUCAAGAUUUGA